CCACCAAUCGUGUUUCUACUGUACUGUAUUGAAUAUAUCAACGUCUUAAGUUUUUGCAAAGCUUUUUCAGGGCUACCGUAGUUUUAAACUUCCAGCCACAAAUAGAGGCUUCUGUUUCAGCCAGUAUCGAUUGAAAAGUAGUACCUCAGCGUUUUUAGAGUAGUACAUAGACAGUGUUUUUCUUACAUUCUUAUUCUUACACCUUGAGCUAUCACAAGUGAGAAACGAUGAAGUCUGCGGUACUUAUUUUAGCGGUGAUAGCAGCCACUAGAGCCAAUGUAUUUGAUAGCAUAGCUGAUCUAACCAAGAUGACUGCUGACACUGGUACUGACGCUUUGGAAGCCAUAGAAAAAGUCGGGGAGGGUACACUAGCAGCAGUUAUACCGGAAAGAGCCGAUAGACUAAAAGUUCAACGGAAAACAAUAGAGGAACUAGUCGGAAAGGAAGGGUAUGCAGUGGAAAGUCAUCACGUCACUACUGAAGACGGCUAUAUUUUAACUCUCUACAGAAUUCCUCGUGGGAAAUCUGAUCAAGCACCAUCAAAAGUGGUAUUACUGCAGCAUGGAGUUUUGGCGUCUUGUACAGAUUGGAUCUUGUUCGGCAAAGAGCGCGGUCUUGCUUUUAUCCUUGCUGAUCUAGGAUUUGAUGUUUGGCUAGCAAAUUGCAGAGGCAACUAUUAUUCAAGGAAUCAUAUCAAACUCAAUCCCGACAAAGAUCCAGAAUUUUGGGCUUUCAGUUGGCAUGAAAUUGGCAUGUAUGAUGUCCCUGCUAUGAUUGAUUAUAUGCUGAAAGUAACUGGAGAGAAACAGAUUUACCACGUGGGACACUCUCAAGGUACAACUACAUUUUAUGUGAUGACUUCAAUGAGACCCGAAUAUAAUGACAAAAUCAUCCACCACAUUAGCCUUGCCCCCACUGGUUUUAUGAACCAUCUCCAGAGCCCUCUAAUUCAGCUCUUUGCCGGCUCUACCGAGUCACUUGGAGCCCUGAUGAAGGUAAUGGGACAAUAUGAAUUUAUGCCCGAAGACAGCUUUCUUAAUUUUGCCACCGCUAUUUAUUGCUCGAAUACUGGUCUGAAUAAGAUAAUAUGCAAGAACGCAUUGUUUCUAAUGAGUGGAUUUAAUGACAAACAAAUGAGCACCAAAGAAAUUCCAAUCAUUAGGGCAUAUUACCCAGCUGGAGCUGCAACCCGUCAACUCGUUCAUUAUGGACAAGAAAUCAAGUCCCACAGAUUCUGCAGAUAUGAUUUCGGGCUCUUGAAAAAUAACAAAAUUUACAUGGGCCGUCUCACACCACCAGAUUAUGAAUUGGAGAAAAUCAGGGCCAGCAUCACUUUGAUCUUCAGUAAAAACGAUUGGAUGUCCUCUCCUAAAGAUGUUGAAAGGUUGGCGAAAGGACUUGUCAACGCAAAUGUGGUAAAGAUUGAGGCUCCGCUAGAAAAUUGUAAUCAUCUUGACUACCUCUUUGGCAAAGAUGCUCCAAAGACCAUCUAUCCGCUAGUUGCCAAGAUCCUUACAGAAAAUUAAUUAACAGGCCAGGGUAAUAAGGCAAAAAUAUAUCCUGUUCAUGACAAUUCAACAGCCAGGGUACUGAAGUGUUUUUUAGACAGGUAAUACCUGUAAGAACAAAUUGUAACUAUUUGCUGCGUAGGAUCUGGCGGCCAUUUUUAUUUAUAAACAAUUUAGUGUCAAGAGCCUUUUUCCUUUUUUUUCAAAUCAAUGAAAGACAGUGAAACUGAUGGUUUUUUAGUACAAACAUCUUCGAGAGCAUGGAAAAAGGUUAAAAAGGGCGUAUUACAAAGUUUGAUAUACUCAUUUAUUGUUAAUAUUAUUACUAAAAAUGAUCGAAAUUGCAAAAAAAUUAAUUUCUCAAUAACUAUUGUAAAAAUUAGUCUACAUCUUUGAAAUUUUUGUCAAAUGAGGGUUUUUUGAUGCUCAAUAGGUAACAAAAAUUUCAAAGCAAUUCAUUCAAUUGUUUAAAUUUUAGUCAAAUUGUUUAUCCCAGCAAGCUUUUUUUGUAAUAAGUCAGAAAAAAAUUAUGUUAGAACCGUUCUACAGGUAUCAAAUGAAAGAGCAUGAGCUAAACUUUCAAAUUGGUUUAAAAAAGUGAAUAAAGCAUGCAUUUACUAGCAAUAAAUAAUUAUUCAAAAGUAUCAUCAAUUUUUCCUCAUGAACUUUUUGAGUAACUUUUUUCAAAAAAAAAAUAUUUUUUUACUAUGUUUUAGGUGCUCAACUUCCAAGUAAUGUUAUGUAUUAUAAUAAUUGAUAAAAAAUUGUAAUAAAUAUAUAUAAUUUAUUAUAUAAGAAAAUAAAUAAUAUAUAAGGAAAAAUUGACGAUAAUUUUACGUAAUUAUGUAUUACUAAUAAAUGCAUUUUUUAUUGACUUUUUUUAAACUAACUUGAAAAUUAAGCUCAUGCUCUUUCAUUUGACACCUAGAAUAGUUGUAACAUAAUUUUUUUGACUUAAGUUAUUGCAAAAAAGAUCUCUGGGAUAAACAAUUUGAAUAAAAUUUAAACAAUUGAAUGAAUCGCUUUGAAAUUUUUGUCACAUAUUAAUCACCAAAUAACUCUCAUUUGACAAAAAUUUCAAAGCUGUACACUAAUUUUUACAAUAGUUAUUGAGAAAUUCAUUUUUUUGCAAUUUCUACCUUUUUUCGCGCAAUUAUAUUAAAAAUAAAUGAGUAUAUUAAACUUGUAAUAAGCCAUUUGAAAGCUUUUUUCAUGCUCUAGAAGCUGUUUGUACUAAAAAACCAUAAGUUUCGCUGUUUUCCAUUGAUUCGAAAAAAAGAAAAAAAUACCGUUUUUUGACACUAAAUUGUUUAUAAAUAAAAAUGGCCGCCAGAUCCUACGCAGGAAAUAGUUAUAAUUUGUAUUUCCUGUCAAGAAAACGAUUCAGUACCUUGGCUGUUGAAGUGUCAUGGAAAAAACCUUAUUACCCUGGACUAUAAUGUUUUUAGAAGCAGUGACUGUGUUACGUUUUAAUUUGUAUUGUAUUGUGAAUUUUAAUUAUUUUGAGAUACAUUUAAGAUACAUUUUCGUAUGAAAUCUAUAUUGUACUUAAUAUUGAAAAAUAUAAAAAUUCCUUCGAUUAAAUGAAAAAAAAAUUGUUAGAUAUUGACUCAAAUAAAUAUUUUAAAGUUUUAA
Molecule: messenger RNA, 3143 nt
Organism: Diabrotica virgifera virgifera (western corn rootworm)
Lineage: Eukaryota; Metazoa; Arthropoda; Insecta; Coleoptera; Chrysomelidae
Product: lipase 3-like
Exons: 5
Coding region: 228-1526 (432 amino acids)
Biological process (GO): lipid metabolic process
Molecular function (GO): hydrolase activity, acting on ester bonds
Source: RefSeq, a predicted model, not a curated record